AUGGGUAUAUGUAAUGGAAAACAAGAAUCAUCGAAACAAAAUAUUCUAAAUAAAAAUCAAUAUGAAUAUCUUUUAUCUAUGGAUAAUAUGAAGAAAAUACCAAUUGUUACUCUUGAACAAGCUGUUAUACCUCUUGUUCCAUUUCUACCAACUAUUCAAACAUAUGUUUGUGUAGUAAAAGAAAAAUGUGAAAAUCCAGCUGAUGGAUUAACAUGUGAUGAAUCAGCAUCAAUAAUGCUUUAUUCAAUGGGAUGGCAACCAUUAAACGAAUGUCUUUAUGUUGUUUUAAAUACUACAUUACGUUCAAUAAAUCAAGAAACUCUUCAACCAUGGUUUUUAUAUUUAAAACUUUUAUUUACUGCACUUUUACAUCUUCCAUCAAGUCAAUUAGUUGUCUAUCGUGAGAAUAAUUCUGAUUUAAGUAAACAAUAUAAAAUAAAUGAAAAUUUUACAUGGUGGGAUUUUUCAUUAUGCACAAUAUUAAAUGAGGAUUAUUUACAAUCGAAUAAAUAUUUAAAUAAAACCGAAAUACAAACAAUAUUUAUAAUUGAAUGUAAUACAAUCAAAGAUAUUCGUAAACAUACUUAUUUUCAAUCGGAUAAUUCCGUAUUAAUUUUACCUGGUACACAAUUUAAAGUUCUUGAUUGUUUAGAUCAUAAUGAUAAUAAUUAUUAUUUAAUAAAACUUCAAGAAAUUCAAUCAUCAUUUCUUUUACAAAAACAAAUUUCUAAUAUUAAACCAAGAAAUUUUUUAAGAAGAUUUUGGUCAUGUGGAAAAAAAGAAUCAAAAAAAUCUUUAUCCAAUGAAAAAUCUCCAGUAUUAAAUAGUAAUAUUCGUAGUAUACCACUCGAUCAAAUACUUGCUGAAAAUAAUCGUAGUUGGACUGUUAAUUUAGAUGAACAAAAUAUAACAGAUCGAGAUAUGAAAUUUAUUGUUAAAAAAGUUAUUAAUAAAAAACGUUAUAAACGUAUUCGAUUACGUGAUAAUAAUAUAACGUCACAAGGUGCAUUAAUUUUAGCUGAUGGUUUACAUAAUAAUACAACAUUAGAAUCAUUAGAUCUUCGAAAUAAUUAUAUUGAAGAUUUAGGUGUACAAUCAUUAGCAUUAGCAGUUAUACAUUCAAAUCUUAAAACACUUAAUCUGGAAUCAAAUGGUAUUACAUAUGAAGGUGCACAAUAUUUAGCUGAAAUGCUUAAAUAUAAUCAUACAAUAACAGAAUUAUAUUUAUCAAAAAACCAUUUAGGUGAUAAAGGAGUGAAAUUAUUAGUAGAUGCACUGAAUAAUAAUGAUACAAAACAUCAUGUGAAUCAUGAUAAUAAAGGGAUAUGUACGAUCAAUUCAUCGGUUCUUCAACAUCUAUAUCUUGGUCAAAAUGAUAUAACAGAUAUUGGAAUAGAAUAUAUUGCUGAAAUGCUAAGAAUUAAUCGUAUGUUAACAUGGCUAUGGUUAUCUGGUAAUGAAAUUGGAAAUAAUGGUGUUGAACUAUUAUCGAAUACACUUGCGAAUCAUAAUACAAAUCUUGAAUGGCUAUUUCUUAAUUCAAAUAAGGCUAUUGACGAUGCAAGUAUUGAUGCUUUGAUACGUAUGCUUAGACGUAAUCAUUCUUUAAAAACAAUCUAUAUAAAUAAUUGUAAUUUAUCGGAUAUGGCUAAGCAAAGACUUAUUGAAAUAACUAAAAUGAAAAAAGACUUCGAUUUAGAAGUUUAA
Molecule: messenger RNA, 1707 nt
Organism: Adineta steineri
Lineage: Eukaryota; Metazoa; Rotifera; Eurotatoria; Adinetida; Adinetidae
Source: the annotation of a GenBank genome assembly